This is a messenger RNA of Sugiyamaella lignohabitans, 1602 nucleotides long. It is a transcript of the gene ERG5, whose product is annotated as C-22 sterol desaturase. Gene Ontology annotation, molecular function: oxidoreductase activity, acting on paired donors, with incorporation or reduction of molecular oxygen; heme binding; monooxygenase activity. The transcript has a single exon. NCBI's taxonomy places the organism in Eukaryota, Fungi, Ascomycota, Dipodascomycetes, Dipodascales, Trichomonascaceae. The record is from RefSeq and is a predicted model, not a curated record. The coding region runs from base 1 to 1602 and encodes 533 amino acids. Gene Ontology annotation, biological process: sterol metabolic process.
AUGUCUGUUGAGAACGCAUCAGUGUUUACGGACCAGCUCCCGUUGGAUGCCGACAAUUUGAGCCAGUCGCUGACGUCGUCGCUCAUUGUGCAGGCCAUUGUGUGGUCGAGAAGCAAUGUGUGGUCGUUGGUUCUGACUGUGGUUGUGGGACUCCUGAUAUAUGACCAGAUCUCGUAUAUCAUCAAAAAGGGCAGUAUUGCCGGCCCCAAAUUCAAGGUGUGGCCAGUAAUUGGCCCAUUUUUAGAGUCGAUGAACCCCAAGUUCGAGGAGUAUAAGGCCAAAUGGGACUCGGGCCCAUUGUCAUGUGUUUCAGUGUUCCACAAGUUUGUUGUUAUUGCCAGUAAUAGAGACCUGGCCCGCAAAAUCUUCAACUCUCCUUCAUAUGUCAAGCCCUGUGUUGUAGAUGUGGCUAUCAAGCUCCUUCGACCCACUAACUGGGUGUUCCUGGAUGGUAAGGCUCAUGUCGACUACCGUCGUUCUUUGAAUGGUUUGUUCACUAGACAGGCUCUGGGUGUCUAUCUUCCUCACCAAGAGACUAUUUACGACAAGUACUUUGAGAGAUUUGUCGCUCUCAGCAAGUCCAACAAGGGUCCUUUGCCAUUUAUGCCCGAGUUCAGAGAACUCAACUGUGCCGUUUCGCUACGAACUUUCUGUGGUGAGUACAUCACUGAAGAGCAAGUCAAGAUCAUUUCGGAUAACUACUACAAGAUUACGGCUGCUUUGGAAUUGGUCAACUUCCCUAUUAUUCUGCCUUUCACCAAGACAUGGUACGGUAAGAAGAUCACUGACAUGACUAUGGACAUUUUUGCUAAGUGUGCCCAAAUGGCCAAGGACCACAUUGCUCAAGGAGGAGACGUGACCUGUGUUAUGGAUGCUUGGGUUAAGUUGAUGCACGACUCGAAGAACUCGACUAGCGAUGAUAACGACGAGGUCAAGAAGUUCUUGGUGCGUGAUUUCACUAAUAAGGAGAUUUCUGAGACUAUUUUCACGUUUUUGUUUGCUUCGCAAGACGCAUCUUCGUCGGCUACUACUUGGUUGUUCCAAAUUAUUGCCGACCGUCCUGAUGUUAUGGCCAAGAUCCGUGAAGAGCAACUUCGUGUGAGAGACGGCGAUGUUCACCGUCGUUUGGACGUGGAUCUCGUCGAGUCUAUGGAGUAUACACGUAUGGUUGUGAAGGAGGCUCUUAGAUACAGACCUCCUGUCACCAUGGUACCCUAUGUUGCCAAGAAAUCGUACCCUAUUUCUGCUGAUUACACCAUUCCCAAGGGAGCCAUGGUUAUUCCUACCCUGUACCCCGCUUUGCACGAUCCCGAGGUGUAUGAGAACCCUGACGAGUUUAUUCCUGAGCGAUGGGUCGCCAACUCUCCCGCUACCAAUGCCGCUAAGAACUGGCUUGUGUUCGGUACUGGACCCCAUGUGUGUCUUGGUCAGACCUAUGUCAUGCUCAACCUGACUGCUAUGAUGGGCAAGGCCGCUCUCUUCUACGACUGGAAACACACCGUCACCGAAAAGUCGGAAAACAUCCGUGUCUUCGCCACCAUCUUCCCCGACGACGACUGUAUCCUUGAGUUCUCCAAGAGAGCCGACCCCACCAAGCUCUAA